Molecule: messenger RNA, 1014 nt
Organism: Aspergillus tanneri
Lineage: Eukaryota; Fungi; Ascomycota; Eurotiomycetes; Eurotiales; Aspergillaceae
Product: putative integral membrane protein
Exons: 5
Coding region: 1-1014 (337 amino acids)
Source: RefSeq, a predicted model, not a curated record
AUGGAUCUCACCCCUCCUGCUGGCAUAGAUCUCAAUGCGUCCCGACAACCCCAGCUGUAUGCGACAUACUCGGCUACCUAUGGUCUGGCAGUUAUCGCCGUGGCACUGCGCUUGCUGUGCCGACUGAAUAUCUCCAAGGCUGGAUUAUGGUGGGAUGACUAUAUCAUCUGCGUUGCAUUGGCUACUGCCACAGGCAACUUUGUCGACAUGAUAAUAUGGGUCGAACGUGGCGUCGGUACGCAUAUCUAUAAAUGGAGAUUGACCGGCGUGUCGCACUUCUAUAUCAAUCUAUUUGUCUGCGAGAUUCUAUACACACUGUCUCUCUGCUUCAAUAAAUACUCGAUCCUUCUUUUUUUCUGGCGUAUAUUCAAGUUCACCAACAUUCGCAUCCCGAUUUAUGUGCUGGCAUCCAUCAUCACUGCCUGGGGACUUGGUGUGAUCCUUACAACCGUUUUUCAAUGUGUGCCUAUCCAGGGACUUUGGGAUUACUCCAUUUCUGCCCACUGCGGAGUGAAAAUCAAUGAAUUUUUCAUUGGAAAUGCCGUCCCCAACAUCAUCACGGACUGGGCCCUGUUGAUUUUGCCCCUGCCAUAUGUGUGGAAGAGCCAGCGAACCGCCGUUCAAAAGAUCGCCCUCUGUGGCGCAUUUGCCAUGGGAGGCUUCAUUUGCAUCAUCUCAAUCGUCCGGUUGGUGGUGAUGUUAGAUGCAUACAAAACGCCAUCGGUUGACGCCACAUGGGUCUUUAUUGGACCCUCCGAAUGGACUGCUGUGGAGACCAAUAUUGGCAUUGUAUCUGCUUGUCUCCCCUCUCUUCGACCUCUAUCAAAACUCACCACUUGGACAUCCGGGCGCAAAGGUACCACCGAUAGUGACACUCAUAAGUUUUCUAGCUGGUACGGACGUCCUUUGGCAUCGGUCAAGAGCGGUUACCGUCCCGAUUACGAUAUUCAUAUGGAUGGCAUUAAUAUGACGACCAGUGUGGAUGUGGAGAGGGGCCCGAGGCGGAAUGAGUGA